AUGCAACAAGAGGAUGAAACAAUGGGAGCAGAGAAGGAGGAAGAGAUGCCAGAGGAGGCUGCCCCAGAGCAUGCUCCCAUCGAGGACGAGAAGCACGAGGAGGACGAAGAGAAUGAGGAGGCAGAAGAUGUGCCUGAGGAAAAGGUGCAACAAGAGGAUGAAACAAUGGGAGCAGAGAAGGAGGAAGAGAUGCCAGAGGAGGCUGCCCCAGAGCAUGCUCCCAUCGAGGACGCAGAGAAUGAGGAGGCAGAAGAUGUUCCUGAGGAAAAGAUGCAACAAGAGGAUGAAACAAUGGGAGCAGAGAAGGAGGAAGAGAUGCCAGAGGACGCUGCCCCAGAUCAUGCUCCCAUCGAGGAGCAGGAGGACGAAGAGGACGAAGAGGAUGAGGAGGAGGAGGAAGAAGACGUGCCAGAAGAAAAGAUGCAACAAAAAAAGGAGGAAAAGAUGGGAGCAGACAAGGAGCAAAAGAUGCGAGAGGAGGCUGCCCCAGAGCAUGCUCCCAUUGAGGAGCCGGAGAACGAAGAGGACGAAGAGGAUGAGGAGGAGGAGGAAGAAGACGUGCCUGAGGAAAAGAUGCGAGAG
Molecule: messenger RNA, 582 nt
Organism: Cladocopium goreaui
Lineage: Eukaryota; Dinophyceae; Suessiales; Symbiodiniaceae
Source: the annotation of a GenBank genome assembly